This is a messenger RNA of Hemiscyllium ocellatum (epaulette shark), 2580 nucleotides long. It is a transcript of the gene prr33, whose product is annotated as proline rich 33. Lineage: Eukaryota; Metazoa; Chordata; Chondrichthyes; Orectolobiformes; Hemiscylliidae. The record is from RefSeq and is a predicted model, not a curated record. The coding region runs from base 248 to 2440 and encodes 730 amino acids. The transcript has 3 exons.
UACAGGCCAGUGCAGGAUGAGCUCUCCAACUUGCAGUCCGAGGGUCUGAGCAGCAAAUCUCACUGAGCGAACUAACAGGGAUCUGCAAGCUGCAGCAAGCACCCCAAACCCUCUCUGCAAGGCUGCAGGUUAGACUUGAUGAGCCCGUGGAUCUCAGAGGAUGGUAGACACUUCUAUUCUGUCUUAUCAAGUCUUCACUGGCAAAAUAGGAUUUGACCUCCAUUACAUGCUGUAAUAGCCUAAACAAAUGGGAAUUAAAAUGCUAAUGGCUGUAACAACUCUACCAGCUACCAGUCACUAUGUAUCACCUAACCCAAAGCCACCUCCUCUGGCACCAAAGCCUGACAAGGACAAUAUCAAGUUACAAAAGAUCUUGAAGAGGGCUGCGAAGCGUAAGGCUGCACAAACAUAUUUGCAGGCUAUGGAUGUAUCAGAUAAGUUUCACUCUUACUUACCUAAGCCUUUUCGAUCUAGUUUGUCUCCUGUUAAUGAAACUAGUCCUGACCUAGAAUACUAUGAACAUCACUCUCGAUCUCCACGAUCUCUUCUGUCUCCAAGAAUACCAAGUUCAUCUUUUCCACCUUAUAGACAAGGUCCCACAAUAGUGACCCAUGCACAUGUCGCAAGUCCAUAUCCUGCACAUAAAUCCUUCUACAAGGGUAAAAUUGAACUCCUCCCUAAAAUAGAAAUCAGUACCCCACAGUCGCCUGCUGAAAAUCAGAAUCAAGCACAAGCAAAACUGCCACCACCUAUCGUUCCUGCAAAGAUAUUCACCAUUCCAACUUUCCAGCCAGGUAUCAAAGCCCAAGAAUUGCCCAAAUUCUCAGUACCACCACGGUUUUCUCCGAGCAUUUAUACACCAAGAUCUUGGUCUACCACUGAGGUCACCACAGCAAAUAUUUCCACAACUGCAUCGAAAGCAUUUAAAGGUCCUGAAGUUCCUGAAUUUCACGUCACUGAUACUUCUGGUGCCAAUGGCCCCAAUAUUAAUGUAGCCAAUGCUGUAGUCCCAGGGGUUGAAACUUACACAGCAAAGAUGGUCAUCAAUGAAGUUGAACAGGAAAGCUUUCUCAACUCUCUGCAAGCAUUGACUCCCACUUACGAAGCUCCGCGAGGAAAGACUCCAAUCUACGAAGGCCCAGCAGCAAAGACACCAAUCUACGAAGGCCCAGCAACAAUGAGUCCAACCUACGACGUCUCAAGAGCAAGGACUCCAACCUACGACACGUCAAGAGCAAGGACUCCAACCUAUGAACCCCCAGCAGCAAGAACUCCAACCUACGAAGCCUCAAGAGCAAGGACUCCAACUUAUGAAGCCUCAAGAGCAAGGACUCCAACCUAUGAACCCCCAGCAGCAAGAACUCCAACCUACGAAGCCUCAAGAGCAAGGACUCCAACUUAUGAAGCCUCAAGAGCAAGGACGCCAACUUAUGAACCCCCAGCAGCAAGGACUCCAACCUACGAAGCCUCAAGAGCAAGGACUCCAACUUAUGAAGCCUCAAGAGCAAGGACGCCAACCUAUGAACCCCCAGCAGCAAGGACUCCAACCUACGAACUCCCAGUAACAAUGACUCCAACCUAUGAACCCCCAACAGCAAAGACUCCAACCUAUGAAGCCCCAAGAGCAAGGACUCCCACGCAUGAAGCUACAAGAUCAAGAGGCAAAUAUGACCCACUGGGUGCAAACACUCUUCAAAAUGAGGGGACUCAAGAAAAUCUUACUGAAAAGGCUGCCAAUACUUCAGCCAUUGGAACGAACGAUCUCACAGCUGGCAUUGGUGCCAUUGAAAUAGAAAUUCAACGGAUGGACAUGCCCACACAGAAAACCAAAUCAGAAACCAAAUCCAGUCCAACAGACAUUGCUGAUGAGACACUGACUCACAAAGGAGCUAAGGCACUUCCUAAAGCAGAACCUCAGCUGAAAUCUCCGGAGCGUGUUAAACCUCUGAAGAGUAAGAUCAGUGGUUGGACCCGUCUCAAAAAACAUAUGAUAGUGGAAGAAGAGCCACCAAAAUUCCCAGAGCCAGAACCCAAUCUGCCAGAGGCCAGGACACAAGAACAGAACCAAGAUGAGUCAGAGGCCAAGAAACAAGAAUCAAAAAAGGCGAAAGUGUCACGAGCUAAUAAGAUGUGGGAUGCUGUGUUAUUUCAAAUGUUUGCUGCUCAACAGCACAAACACAGCGAACAGGAGUCAAAUUUGGACAACUCCAAGCAAAUGCAACAAGCAACUCCAGUAUUUAGCAGCCGCCUGCCCCUUCUGCUCUUUAAACCUCGAUUUGAUGCCAGGAAGUUAAAGGAAGCAGCUGAAAGGCCUUUGAGGAAGAUUAGCACCACUUUGAUUGAAUCAGGGCUGCAUCGCAAAGGAAUUGAUGAUGAAGAACUUAAAGACUUCAAUCGGACUGCAAAAGGUUGGCCAACACAACAAAAGGAAAUAAGCUGAACAUGCUUAACAAAAUAAGUCAGCAACUGACAUCCAGUGGUGUAGAUCAAUAGCCAUUGCACUGAUGCCAGAAAGGGAAUUACACUUAUAGAGAGUAGCACGUUUGCUGCCAAUAGUGAACUUUUUCAAAAAAUGUCAAA